Oldenlandia corymbosa var. corymbosa is the source of this 2932-nucleotide messenger RNA. The record is from the annotation of a GenBank genome assembly. NCBI's taxonomy places the organism in Eukaryota, Viridiplantae, Streptophyta, Magnoliopsida, Gentianales, Rubiaceae.
CCGUUUUGACUCUUCUCUACUGGAAAAAGCUUCUCAUCAGUCAUCAGGGAGACAUCAACUGGAUGAUAUAUACAAAGUCUAAUUGAGAGUUUCAAUGAUCAUUCAUCGUCUCAGUAUUCAGCACAACCUAAACGCCACCCUUAUUGCCGAAUAAUGCAGAACUCGAAGUCAAUCCUACUGCUCUCAAUUCUAUCCUUUCUGCUAUGUUCCUCCCUAAUUACUUCAUCAUCUUCAAUUCAAGAAUCAGAAGCAAUUGAAUUGUUAAUGAACCAUUUGGACUCUAAUAAAAGAUCAAAUUCAUCAGUUCAAGAAGCUGCAGCAAGAGGGGUACUUCGAAGAUUGCUCCCAACCCAUUUGGCCAGUUUUGAAUUCCAGAUUGUCUCCAAGGAUAUUUGUGGUGGUCGCAGCUGCUUCUGGAUACAAAAUUACAAGCCUACAAGCAGAACUUCCCCUCAGAUAUUAAUUCAAGGAACCACUGCCACGGAAAUUACAGCUGGUCUACAUUGGUAUUUAAAGUAUUGGUGCUAUGCCCAUGUUUCAUGGGAAAAGACUGGUGGCAUUCAGAUAGCUUCGGUUCCUAGGCCAGGAUCACUACCUCUUGUAAGUGAUGAGGGAGUGAUGGUUCCGCGUGCAGUACCAUGGAACUAUUACCAGAAUGUUGUCACUUCCAGCUAUUCUUUUGCAUGGUGGGACUGGGAAAGAUGGGAGAAAGAGAUUGAUUGGAUGGCACUUCAAGGAAUUAAUUUGCCUCUGGCAUUUACUGGACAAGAAACCAUAUGGCAAAAAGUUUUUUCGGAUUUUAAUAUUGCUGCAAAGGAUUUGGAUGGUUUCUUUGGUGGGCCUGCCUUCCUUGCUUGGGCCCGCAUGGGAAAUUUACAUGGGUGGGGUGGACCUUUAUCUCAAAAUUGGUUGGAUAGGCAGUUGUUGUUGCAAAAACAGAUACUAUCUAGGAUGAUUGAAUUAGGAAUGACUCCAGUACUUCCAUCGUUCUCUGGGAACGUUCCAGCAGCACUAAAAUCUAUCUAUCCAUCUGCAAACAUAACCAGACUUGGAGAAUGGAACACUGUUGAUUCUGACCCUCGAUGGUGCUGUACUUUCCUUCUUGAUCCUUCUGAUCCUUUGUUUGUAGAAAUUGGGAAGGCUUUUAUCAUGAAACAGGUUGAAGAAUAUGGAGAUAUAACGAAUAUCUAUAGCUGUGAUACCUUCAAUGAGAACACACCUCCUACUAAUGAUCCAGCAUAUAUAUCUUCUCUCGGUUCUGCUGUCUAUAAAGCGAUGUCUGAAGCAGAUAUAGAUGCAGUUUGGCUUAUGCAAGGUUGGCUAUUCUAUUCAGAUUCUUCUUUUUGGAAACCACCACAGAUGAAGGCUCUUCUACAUUCUGUACCAUUUGGGAAGAUGAUUGUUCUUGACCUCUUUGCCGAUGUCAAACCAAUAUGGAAUUAUUCGAAUCAGUUUUAUGGCACUCCUUAUAUCUGGUGUAUGCUUCACAACUUUGGAGGCAAUAUUGAAAUGUAUGGGAUUCUGGAUGCAGUAGCUUCUGGUCCUAUUGAUGCUCGUCUCAGUUACAAUUCAACGAUGGUUGGUGUUGGCAUGUGCAUGGAAGGAAUUGAGCAUAAUCCAGUAGUAUAUGAGCUUAUGUCUGAAAUGGCAUUUCGAAGUGAUCGUUUCCAAGUCGAGGAAUGGCUGAAAAUUUACAGUCGUAGACGAUAUGGCAAAGCCAUGGAUCAGGUUGAAGCUGCUUGGAAAAUUCUUCAUAGCACAAUCUACAAUUGUACUGAUGGAGUUGCUGAUCACAACACCGAUUACAUAGUUAAAUUUCCAGAUUGGGAUCCGUCGUUGAAUGCCAGAUCUAAUGUGCAUAAAGAUACUCGGAUGGAAAAAUUUAUUGGAAUGUACCCAAACCGAAGGUUUAUGCUCCAUGAGACAGUCUCACCUUUGCCUCAACCUCACUUAUGGUAUCGGACCGAGGAUGUGAUUCAUGCAUUAAAGCUCUUUCUUGAUGCAGGUUCUGAACUUGCUGGAAGCCUCACAUACAGGUAUGAUUUAGUUGACUUGACCAGACAGUCCCUCUCGAAGCUUGCAAACAAGGUAUACAUGGAUGCUGUGAGUGCUUUCCAGAAUGAGAAUGCCAAAUCCUUAUGGAUACACAGUCAAAAGUUCUUACAACUUAUCAAGGACAUGGACAAUCUUCUUGCUGCCGAUGAUAACUUCUUACUUGGUAGCUGGCUGGAAAGCGCGAAAAGUUUGGCUGUUACUUCUGAUGAGGCAAAGCAGUAUGAAUGGAAUGCCAGAACUCAAGUGACUAUGUGGUUUGAUACCACAAAAAUCAAUCAGAGCAAGCUUCAUGAUUAUGCAAACAAGCAAUGGAGUGGGCUGCUGGACGCAUAUUAUCUGCCGAGAGCCUCAAUGUAUUUCAGCGAGUUAUUGCGAAGCUUAAACCAUAACAAGAAGUUCGAGGUCGUUGACUGGAGAAAGAAGUGGAUUGCAUAUUCAAACGAUUGGCAAGCAGGCACAGAACUAUACCCAGUAAAAGCACACGGUGAUGCCUUAGCUAUUUCGAAAGCUUUAGUCGACAAGUACCUGAGUUAAACUGCUUAUUUUUCCUUUCCUUCUCAGCAAAUGGUGAGAGUGGAAGAAGAGAUAUAUGAACAUGAAUGCUGCAGAUGUAAAUGAAAAAACCUGUUACCAAUUUUCUUCCUCCCAUGAUAUUGUCGUCCGAAUCUAAUAGUUAAAUCUCUGUUUGGAUAGUAUCAUAGUACUAACGUUUUUGGGAAAUUUUUUAAUUGGGAAUGUAAAAUGUGUUGGAAAUUGAAAAAUGAGCAUUGAGAAUGUAUCAAAAAGAAAAAAAAAAUACGUUAGAAAUUGACAAAAAAAAAAUCAAAAUAUAAUCCUAAGCAAAGGUACGUAUAAAAGUCAUUUUUUCAUAAUAUAA